GCACCUCUUCUUGGUCCUUCGAGUCGGACAAGGACCCUUCUCCUUCCGCCGGCUCCAUCUCAGUCUUCUAAGGAUCUUUAAUUAUGAUCAUGGUUUUUGAAAAUGUUUUCUUGAUAGAAAAAUUUUUUUAAUCCACAGAAUCAAGAAAGUUUCAAAGAUAAAGGCAAGAAAAAGUGCUUCCAAAAGAGUAGUAGAGGUGGGGGAGGGGCAUAGAAAAAAUACAUUCUGGUAUUUUAGACAGGCACAUAUCAGCGCUACCUACGCGUGAGGGUCCUUGGCUGCGACUGUAGGAAACCCCGUGAGUUGGCGGGGCGGUCUUUCUUUCGGAUCCGCCAUCGGUGGGUGGACCCAGCGUCACGAUGCAGAUUUUCGUGAAGACUUUGACGGGGAAGACCAUCACUCUUGAGGUCGAGCCGUCCGAUACUAUUGAAAAUGUCAAGGCCAAGAUACAAGAUAAGGAAGGUAUUCCUCCUGAUCAACAAAGAUUGAUUUUUGCUGGCAAGCAGUUGGAAGAUGGGCGUACUUUAUCUGAUUACAACAUUCAGAAGGAGUCUACCCUUCAUCUUGUUCUGAGGCUUCGGGGUGGUGCCAAGAAGAGAAAGAAGAAGUCUUACACCACUCCCAAAAAGAACAAGCAUAAGAGAAAGAAGGUUAAGCUUGCUGUUCUGAAGUACUAUAAGGUUGAUGAGAAUGGCAAGAUUAGCCGCCUUAGACGAGAGUGUCCUUCUGAUGAAUGUGGUGCUGGGGUCUUUAUGGCUAGCCAUUUUGACAGACAUUAUUGUGGCAAGUGUUGUCUAACCUACUGCUUCAACAAGCCAGAAGACAAGUAAAUGUAUAUGUGUUAAUAAAGACAUCAACUAUU
This is a messenger RNA of Monodelphis domestica (gray short-tailed opossum), 862 nucleotides long. RefSeq names its product ribosomal protein S27a (gene RPS27A). Gene Ontology annotation, cellular component: ribosome. The record is from RefSeq and is a predicted model, not a curated record. Gene Ontology annotation, biological process: translation. Gene Ontology annotation, molecular function: structural constituent of ribosome; protein binding. Lineage: Eukaryota; Metazoa; Chordata; Mammalia; Didelphimorphia; Didelphidae.